AUGGCUUUCUUGGAUACUUCUGAUGUCAUUACGUACACCAACAAAGCUUGGCGAUCAAACAACAUUGACACAAAUAUAUUUACAAAUGGAAUUACUGCUGAAGAAUCGCAUUUGAGUAACUAUGAAACAACAAAUAGUACCAAUUCCUCAAAAUAUUCUCACAAUCUUACCGCAGAUAUAAUUACACCUGAAACUUCUAAUAGAUCUAUUCCAACGAUACGUGUUUUACAUCAGUUAGAACCAUCUUCUUCAUAUACUCAAUAUUCUCGAAAUAUUUGCUCUCCUGAAUUCAAUCAUCGAUCAUCUUCCAAUCGAAUACCAGUGGUGCAAUAUUACGAAGAAUCAACACAAAUUCAUCAUUGUCAUUAUCAUUAUCAUCAUCAUCAUCAUCAUCCAAUAUCAUAUUAUCACCGACCAAUGGAAUGUUUUUGUCAAGGUGUAUUAUGUCAACAAUGGAUGUCAUCAAAAAAUGAAACAUAUCCGGAACAGACAAAAUCAUAA
Loa loa (African eye worm) is the source of this 501-nucleotide messenger RNA. RefSeq lists its product as hypothetical. Lineage: Eukaryota; Metazoa; Nematoda; Chromadorea; Rhabditida; Onchocercidae. Bases 1 to 501 code for a protein of 166 amino acids. The transcript has 6 exons. The record is from RefSeq and is a predicted model, not a curated record.